AUGGAGAGGCGGCAAAAGCAUUCGAAUCCAGAAGUUCCCUUUCGAUUAGCAUUGAGAGCUUCUCAAUCGUCCAGCGAAGAUUCGAAGCCAUUGAGUUCGAAAACGAUGAUGAUGAAGAAUCAGAAGCAUCAGUCCGGAACCAUUGUUGAUAGAAUUAGCGUUAGAGUUCCUUCAAAGCUGUUCUUAUCAUCGUCUUCGUCCCCAGCGACGUGUUCUUCGGCGAAUCCUAGCAAGCACUGUUGUCAUCAUUCGCAGACAGAAAUGUUGCUUCAGAAUUACUCGAAUUUCAAGCGGAGUGGUCUACCGGUUAGGUUCUUGUACUGUUUGGAUGGAUCGUGGAUUGAUUUUCCAGAAGAGGUUUUUGGUUCGCUGAGAUCGGGUUUCUUGGUGGGGCAGCCAGUGGUAGAGGUUACAAUUGACGGUAAUAAAUUCUUAUUUGAUUUUUAUCGGAUGGUGCAAAUUGAUUUUGAGUCUGGGAGUCAAAUUUCCAUUGCUUGGAUUGAUGCUAACAACAGGUGUUUUUUCCCCAACGUUUUGGUCGGUGGUGGAGGUUGCGGUGGAGAGUUCGAGGAUUUUUCACGAAAUACGAGUACUGAUAUUGUGAGUUUGCCGGAGAAUCCGAAAUCUGAAAUUGCUAAUGUGAGGGAAAAUUUAGGCUCCGAGAAUGUGAAGGUUGAGAUGGAGCUAGUUAUUGCCGGAAUUCGAAAUUCGAAUUCCGAUUCCAUUAAGAGGAAGAGGAAGAGCGUGGAAUUUGAAUCUGAAGUAGUGAAACAAGUGAAUACGGAGGGGAGUUCGUCAAAUUAUGAAGGUCUCAGAACGAAGAGGCGGCAAUUGGUUGUAGUUGAUUCGGAAUCGCCAAGGUGGCCGAAGGCGAAGUUGUUGAAAGAAGGAGAAAAGGCAAAUUCUAUUGUGAAAACUUUGUUUUUGAAUUGGUUAGGAAUUGUUGAGCCUGGUGCUACAAUUACUGCGAUUCAUCAGUGUCUACGAACUAGUCCAUUGGAUAGAGCUCGGUCCCAAGUUUUCCAGAAGCAGAUGGAGAUUGUUAAGGCUGCUAGAGGAGACUCCAAUAUGGUGUUCGCUUGGCAUGGGACGUCGGCCAAAGGCUUGGAGAGCAUUUUGACUCAUGGGUUUAGUAUCCCCAGCAAGAUUUCUGGUUCUGAAGCUCAUGGUGUUGGUGUUUACUUGUCUCCUGUAAGGUCACCUCAUACAAGUACAAUUUUAUCCGAGGUAGACGAUAAUGGCGAAAAGCAUGUUAUUCUCUGUCGAGUUAUAUUGGGCAAAUGUGAAAAGGUCCCGGCAGGGUCUCGGCAGUUGUAUCCUUCGGGUGUUGAUUUUGAUACGGGGGUGGAUGAUCUUAACAAUCCCAAGUGGUAUGUGGUGUGGUGUGCAAACAUGAACACUCAUAUUCUUCCCGAGUGCGUUGUGAGCUACAAAUCUUCUCUCAGUGUUCCCGGUCAAUUUAAUGGAUCAUCAUCUAUGAAGUGGGUCCCUCGUGCAUUGCCGUUGGUUGGAAAGUUAUUUUCCAAGCUGGAAAGUUCUCUCCCUCCUGCCAAAAUUCGGGAAUUGCGAACCUUAUGCAAUAUAUUUAAGGAAAAAAAAUUAAGGAAAGAGAUUUUCAUGAAAGGGUUACGAUCAGUUGUCGGGGACGAGAUGCUGCGGUCGACUAUCCAUGAAAUUCGUGGCUGUGAAUGAGGUUUUUUAGUUUUGUUAUUGUCAUGGAUUGUCCAUACUAUAGAAAUUAAUGUAAUGAUACCCAAUCACAGGGUGUUUAAAGAGAAAAGCCUCAGAAAUAGGAAAGAAGAUAGACUUUCUUUUUCAGGUUUGGCUUUUUUUUUUUUGCAAUCUCUAUCCCCAACCAGUACUUAUGUAAUUACUAUGACUCGAGUUCAAUGGAA
Messenger RNA from Ilex paraguariensis (yerba mate), 1895 nucleotides. The record is from the annotation of a GenBank genome assembly. Lineage: Eukaryota; Viridiplantae; Streptophyta; Magnoliopsida; Aquifoliales; Aquifoliaceae.